Messenger RNA from Naegleria gruberi, 2112 nucleotides. RefSeq lists its product as uncharacterized. Lineage: Eukaryota; Heterolobosea; Eutetramitea; Acrasida; Naegleriidae. The coding region runs from base 1 to 2091 and encodes 696 amino acids. The transcript has a single exon. The record is from RefSeq and is a predicted model, not a curated record.
AUGAAUAAUGAAAGACAAGAUGGUUUCCCUUCGGCAUCAAAUAGUAACCAACAACCAUCAUCAUCAAAUGCCAACAACCAACAACCACCAAUAAUGGGACCACCAUCUGCAUCAUUAACAGCAGCACUAUUUGCGGAAAGAGCACCUAGAAGAUCAGCCUUACAAACAAGAGAAGGUACUGGUUAUAUUCCACGAACCCGCCAAAGAGAAGGUUAUGAUGAUGUGUUGGCAUCACAGAAUGCUUUCCAAAAUAUUGGUAAAAGAUCUGGACAAAUAAUUGUAAAUACCGACUCUGUUGAUCCGAAUGCCUUCUUUGAAGCAAACAAUAAUCAGAACUUUAAUCAACAAUUACAUAGAGAUGACCAAUCGAGUGUAUUGUCAUUAUCAAACAUUACUAUGAAUGAUAGUGAUGAUACCAUGAGUAUGCUAAGCUCAAAGACAGCUGUUACUUUUCGUUCAUCAGGUGAUGAACAAUCUCCAGAUGAAGCUCUUAAAAUUGAUAAAACUUCAAUGGAGUAUGUCACAUCAUCUUCCGAGGAUGACACUUCUGUGAAAAUACCAACUGUCACAAUUAAGCAACCUAAGAAACCCGAUUCACCUAAAAUAUCCCUACCACCUGUUUCACCAGUUCUAGACACCUUCAGGGAAGAAGAACAACCAGCAGAAGCUGCAGAUAUCAUUGCACCUCCUACACCUACACCUACAUUUGAUAUUGAACAAGGAGGCUUAGAUGAUGAUCAUGCAUUCGAUAAUCUUUUUGAAGAGCAGGAGGAACAAACAUUCCAACCAGAACCUAAGAAAAGAAAGAUAUCAGAACCUAGGAAAACAAAGAAAUAUAUUUAUGAGAAAUCCUCAUCCUCUGAGGAAGAACAAGAUGACGAUGAAUCAGAUGACAGAGAAAAUAGAAGAAGUUUAAAAUCUAGGCAACAAAAACAAGCACUUAAAAGUUUCCCUGCAUCGCUUCCUCAAUCAGAACCUGAAUCAGAAUCUGAAUACGAAUCUGAUAAAUCUUCUCAACCGAAAGCAACACUAGAGGACUCUGGUAUUGGACCUACUCAGCUGGAAAAAUCUAAUGUGGAUUUAGGGCGAGACUUUUAUCGUGAUGAAGAAGUAAAACUUUCCCAAAAGCAAACAGAGCUGAUUGGAGAAAAAUAUGUACUCAGAGAAGCUCUUUUAAAAGAUAUAGAAAAUGUAGAUGAAACAGACGACGAGGAAGCCAAAGAAGUGAAUGAAAAGGUUUACAAAGACGACGAAGAUUUCAAUGCUGCUGUUAGUGAAAAUGAAGAAGAAAAUGAUAUGCUCAAUACAACACUUAUCAGCACUCAAAAUGAGGAUGUUGAUAAUGGAACAGAUCCAUUGGGCAUUCAAACAAGUAACUCUGUGGAUUCUAGAUUGAGAAGAAAGGUCACUAAACCAUGUAAAUUUUGGGAAAAUGAAAGACCUUUGCCUAAGGAAGCUGGUAAACUAAUGAAAGUCAAACCAGUUGUUACAGAACCAGAAAAGAAGAAGAAGGCUCCUGUAGAGCCAAGAAAGAGAAAAGUUGAUCCACUUAGUGAUGUAACUGAUGGAAUCUACAAAGUUAUGAAUGAGUUUGGCGAAGAGGAGGAUGUUAAAAUUUAUGCUACUGCCCAAAUGCAUCAAAGUUCACAUUUCAAAUUCAGAAAGGAUGAAACUAAGGCUGGUGGUUAUGCUACCAUCAAAGCUAAUGAAGAUACAGCACAACUUUCAAUCUACAGUUCAUUGACAGAGAAGGGUGUAGGUGUAGGAACAAUAAUAAUUCAACCUGGUGGUAUAAAACCAAGCUCCAAUACUAGUACCCAAUCUGAGGUUUUAUAUAUUUUGAAAGGUCAGGCAUCCGUCGUUGUACAUACAAACCCAGCCAUCCAAAUGAAACUUGGAUCUGUAAUUCAUAUUCCACCAUUCAAUUCAUAUAGUAUGAAAAAUAUUGGUCGUGGAGAGUGUCACAUACUCUAUGUCUUUUCAGAUACUAAGGAUAGAUCAGAACAGGAUGAGUCAGAGCAAGAAGAGGAACAAGAUCAUCAAGUAUUAACAAAAGAACAACAUGGUACCAUGAGUGAUGAAGAAAACUGAAUAAAUAACAUUUGGCACUUC